This is a messenger RNA of Bradysia coprophila, 1531 nucleotides long. RefSeq lists its product as uncharacterized. The record is from RefSeq and is a predicted model, not a curated record. Lineage: Eukaryota; Metazoa; Arthropoda; Insecta; Diptera; Sciaridae.
AAUUGUGUAGAACGAGAUACCUUGCUUAGAACUAUUAGAGAAAAAGCUCCAUCAAUUUUCCCUUUUUUGUGGCAAUGUUAUUCUACAACGUCAUGUCUCUUUUUCGGUUAUGACCAAAUAUCCUCUCAGGUUGGAGCCCAACAGGGUGAUCCAUGUGGACCGAUGGCAUUUGCAUUGAGUAUACACCCAAUUAUCGAAAUGUUGACUUCAGAACUAAAUGUAUGGUACCUAGACGACGGUACCUUAGGCGGUGAUCCAGAAACAGUCCUCCACGAUUUCGAAAUUUAAAUUGAAGAGUGUAGAAAGAUUGGUCUAGAAAUAAAUCCAGCAAAAUGCGAAAUUUUCUACUGUGGAAUGGAGGACGAAGGUAUAACGAAAAAAUUCGAUUAUAUUUCUCCAGGUAUCAGAGUAAUAUCAGACGGCCUCGAAUUAUUGGGUGCUGCAAUUACGGAAGAAGCUGAGGAGAGAAUUUUCAUCAAGAUGCACGAUAAAAUGAAAAUCUUGUUCGAAAGACUUAAACAGUUGAAUCAUCACAUGGCAUUCUAUCUUUUAAAAAAUUGCUUUGGAAUUCCUAAAUUAACUUAUUUAUUACGAACGACAGGUUAUUUCAAACACGAACACCUCCUUAGAAGUUUGGAUGAAGAUAUGAAACGUGCAAUGGAAUGGAUUUGUAAUUCGAAGUUUAACGAUCAAAAAUGGUCACUGAUCAGUCGUUUCGUUACCGAUCAAAAGUGGAGGCCUUGGAAUUAGAAAAGUAUCAGAAAUUUGUUUACCAUCAUUCAUAAGCUCGGUUCAUUCGGUUAUCAAUCUCGUCACUUCGAUGUACCCACAAUUAUCAGAUGAGACAAUGAUAUCCGACUACAGUCGUGCUUUGGAGAAGUGGUUUACUCAUUCUGAUGAAAUUCCUAUCCAUAUGUCGAGCCAAAGAUCUUGGGAUAACUUGCUAAUUUAUCAAAAAAUUGAUUCUUUAAGUUUCGAUUCUCAAUUAGAUAAAGCAAGAUUCUUAGCAUCAACAGUAAAGGAAUCGAAUUCUUGGUUGACAGCCCUCCCAUCGAAAUCAAUUGCGAAUUUUCCAUCGAUGAGAGAACCACCUGGAAUGUUCAGAGAUGAUAAGAAAAGAGUGGACGGAGUCACAUUGAUACCAUGGUGUAAUGGUCAACUGUUGGUCUGGGAUGCGACGUGUUCUGACACCUUAGCGCCGUCAUACCUGCGUCUUAGUUCAAAAAAGGCUGGUUUAGUGGCAAGAAAAGCAGCAGACGUCAAGCUAAAUCGUUACAAAGAGCUUUUGGAUCAAGGUUAUUUCAUUUUACCGUUCGCAGUAGAGACGUUCGGUCCUUGGUGUGAGGAAGCUAUUCGUUUCGUGGAUAUCCUAGGCAAUUUGAUCUUUGAAAGAACUGGUGAAGGAAGGUCUAAAACUUACUUGAAGCAAAGAAUAGGUAUUGCUUUACAGCGCUCAAAUGCAGCUUGUGUUAUGGGAACGUUUAGAGAAAAUGAAUUCGAACGGUUGGACGAGAUUUUUUAUAUACUGUGA